Molecule: messenger RNA, 829 nt
Organism: Centropristis striata (black sea bass)
Lineage: Eukaryota; Metazoa; Chordata; Actinopteri; Perciformes; Serranidae
Gene: cav4b
Product: caveolin 4b
Exons: 3
Coding region: 17-790 (257 amino acids)
Biological process (GO): caveola assembly
Cellular component (GO): caveola
Molecular function (GO): molecular adaptor activity
Source: RefSeq, a predicted model, not a curated record
GCCCGCGGGCCGCCCAAUGCCCAGGUCUGGUUUACAGUAUAAAUGUGUGGAUGUCAAUGUAAACCAAGAUCAGAUGGCGACUGCAGAUAUCCAGAUAUGUCUAAUUGUCUUUAAUCUAUCUUCUAUCUUCAUGCAUGUGCGUCUUCCUUCAGCGAGGAUGAUGAUGGUGAGCGACGACUGUCUGGUGGAGUGUAAGAUUGAUGAUGACAGUGAUGAGGCAGAUGGAGGAGAAGAACAAAUAAGUAUACCUCCUCCUCCUCCAGAGUUUGCAUCCAAAGCCUCGACUCCAGCGCCCAAACCUCCGACCCCUCCCACAGCCCCUGCUACGCCCACCCCUACACCCACACCUACACCUUCACCUACACCCUCACUCUCAUUGGUCAACAGGGACCCUCACGGCAUCAACCAACACCUACAGGUGGAGGUUAGUGAUGUACUGGCGGAGCCCGCCACACCUCGAAGCAUCGACCGAGUGUGGCUUUACAGUGUCGGUGGCUUCGAGAAGACUCGUAUCUGGACGUACCGCUGCCUCUCCUUGCUGUUAGCUGUGCCCUUCGCUCUCCUUUGUGGUAUUUUCCUGGCUGUCCUCGCCUGCCUACAUGUCUGGUUUGUGGUGCCUUGCAUACAGCUGAGCAACACCUUCCUCCCAUGCCUGCGGUCCUUGUGUUUGUGUGCUGUGAAUGUGUUUAUCUCUCCCUUCUGUACAUCUCUCGCUCUCUGCUGCAGCCAAAUCGCAAUUACACUAUCCAACAAGGACUGGCAUCCAAUGAAAGACAAAGAGACUGUAUGAAUGUGAGACAUAACGAGUGACAUCAAGUGAGUGAGUGAG